GUUCCUCCUAUGGAAGUGGAUGAAGUAGUGUCCGUCCUGGAUCACGAUGCGUUCGCUGCCAAGCAUAUGCCAGACCUGGGCCAUGAAGUGAAGGAGUUCAAGGUGUACCAUUGGAAACUAUCAAACUGGAAGAAGCUGGAGAAGAAGCUUACGAGCCCAGAAUUUGAGUGUGGCGGGCACAGAUGGCGCAUAUUACUGUUUCCGUUCGGCAACUCGAACGCGCCGCCGAAUGAUACCGUGUCUGUAUAUCUCGACUACGCCAACCCCAAAAACGCGCCGGAGGGUUGGCACGCUUGUGCGCAGUUUGCUUUAGUUAUCUCGAAUCCUCACGACCCAACGAUCUACACCGUCAGCCAUGCGCAUCACCGGUUCAUCGCAGAGGAAUGUGAUUGGGGCUUCACGCGGUUCAGCGAAUUGAGGAAGCUGUUCACGGUACAAGAAGGACAUAAUCGGCCGACAAUCGAAGACGAAUCAGCCAUGGUGUCUGUCUUUGUCCGAGUGUUGGAAGAUCCUACGGGUGUCCUCUGGCAUAAUUUCGUCAAUUAUGAUUCGAAGAAGGAGACAGGUUACGUGGGCCUGAAGAAUCAAGGCGCUACAUGUUACAUGAACUCCCUACUCCAGUCCCUCUAUUGCACACGAUAUUUCCGAAAGGCUGUCUAUCAAAUUCCGACGGAAGACGAGCACCCUACUGAAAGUGUGGCUCUUGCUUUACAGCGGGUCUUCUACCAUCUGCAGACAUCCGACCAGCCAGUCGGUACUACCGAAUUGACAAAGUCUUUCGGGUGGAAGUCCUUGGACUCCUUCCUGCAACAUGAUGUGCAGGAAUUCAACCGAGUCUUGCAAGACAAGUUGGAAUCCAAGAUGAAGGGCACGAAAGCGGAGGGCGCCAUUGCUAAGCUCUUCCUGGGUAAAAUGAAGAGUUAUAUCAAGUGCGUCAAUGUCGAUUACGAGUCAUCCCGUAUCGAAGAGUUCAGCGACAUUCAGCUAAACGUCAAGGGAAUGAAGAACCUGUAUGAGUCGUUCAAGGAUUAUGUCGCUGUCGAGACCCUGGACGGUGAUAACAAGUACCAGGCAGAAGGUUAUGGUUUGCAAGAUGCCAAGAAGGGUAUCAUCUUUCAGUCAUUCCCUCCCGUCCUCCAUUUGCAAUUGAAGCGCUUCGAGUACGAUAUUCAACGCGACGCCAUGGUCAAGAUCAACGAUCGUCAUGAAUUCCCUUUCGAGAUUGAUCUCGACGAAUUCCUGGAUGAGACAGCUGACAGGUCGCAACCAUGGGUUUACAAGCUGCACGGUGUCUUAGUUCACUCUGGCGAUUUGCACGGCGGUCACUACUUCGCUCUGAUCAAGCCUGACCGUGAGACACGGUGGCUGAAGUUCGAUGAUGACCGAGUGACUCCUGUGACUGAUCGAGAGGUGCUGGAGGAGAACUACGGAGGCGAGCCUCUAAACGGAGUCCCUCCCGCAAUGCAACGCAACCAGGUUCGGGCGAUGAAGAGGUUUACGAACGCGUACAUGUUGGUGUACAUCCGUGAAUCAGCGAUUGAUGAGAUCCUUGCACCUUUCACGGAGGAAGACACCCCUGCCCAUCUCAAACGACGCUUGGACGAGGAACGGUUACAAUUGGAGGCCAAGCGGAGGGAGAGGGAAGAACAGCACUUGUUCUUGACUGCCAAGGUUAUCACAGACGAGACAUUUGCGCGACAUGAAGGGUUCGAUUUGGCUUCUUUCGAUGAAAAGAAUUGGCCGCCCUCCGAUCUUCCAAGCUUCCGUGUUCUGAAACAGGAAACCUACCCCGUAUUCAAGAGUCGGGUGGCGCAGCACUUCCAUUACCCCGAGAACCAGAUACGCCUAUGGGUUUUGGUGAAUAGACAGAACAAAACUGUGCGGCCCGAUACCCACAUACCCGAGAAUGAGCCUACGUUAACCGUGGAGGUCAUUCGUAAUAACAUGGCUGCCAGGCAGAACGAUCUCCGACUAUAUCUGGACGUAGUCACUGACCCGUCCAAGCCAGACCCGCCCCCGGGAUCCAUCAUGAUAUUCCUGAAGCAUUUCGACACGACAAAACAGACGCUCUAUGGUGUGGGCAAGUGUUACGUCCAACGGAAUGCCAAGGUCGGCGACCUAAUGCCCAUAAUCAAUGAGAGAAUGAGAUGGACACCUGGCACGCCACUCAAGCUUUAUGAGGAAAUCAAACCGGGAAUGAUCGAGCUCAUGAAGCCCAAACUUACCUUCGCGCAGAGCGAAAUUCAGGACGGUGAUGUGAUUUGUUUCCAAGUCGAGAUUAACGACAAAGAGGUCCACGACCUCGAGAGUCAAGGUCUCUAUUCGAAUCCCGUGCAAUAUUACGACUUCCUUCAGAACCGCGUUAUGAUCAUCUUCCGACCCAAGUUUGAGGAACCAGACGCAUCUCAUCCGGAGUUCAAUUUGGUGCUGAGUAAGAAGCAAAACUAUGACAUCAUGGCCACCAAAGUAGGGGAAUACUUACGGCAUGACCCGAUCAAACUGCGGUUUACUACGACACAUGCAACGAACGGGACACCGAAGGCGGUUUUGAAGCGGUCUCUCAAUCAGAGCAUCGCAGAAAUCAUGGCGCCCAGCUACGUGAACCCUACGACGACUGUCAUCCUCUACGAGAAGUUGGAUGUCAGCAUAGUGGAACUAGAAACGAAGCGGAGCCUCAAGGUUAUCUGGACGGGUAUCCACAACAAGGAGGAGGCCUCGCACUCGUUCCUGCUCCCGAAGACGAGCAUGGUACAUGACCUUGCGGAUCAUCUGGCCAAGCUGGUAACUCUAACACCGGAUGGUACGGGCAAGAUUCGCAUAUUCGAGGUUUCCAAAGAUGGCAAGACACAGAAGGAAUUCACUGGGUCGGAAAUGAUUGGGAAUAUACCAGACCCAGUGGAGCUAUAUGCUGAGGAGAUACCGGUUGAGGAAGCCGAGGCAGAUGACCACGACAAGGUCAUCAGCGUCUUCCACUUCUCAAAGGAGGUGUCAAGGACGCAUGGAGUGCCCUUCAAGUUUGUUGUCAAGCCUGGUGAGAAAUUCUUGGAGACAAAGAAACGUCUUCAAGCUCGGAUAGGCGUCUCAGACAAGGACUUCGCCAAGUAUCGCUUUGCACUUGUGCAGGUUGCGACGUUUAAGCAGCCAUCAUACAUCGAAGAUGAGGAUACCAUAUACGAUCAUAAGUUCGCGCCCGAAGACGCACUAGGAUUGGACCACGUAGACAAGUCUGGCAAG
Molecule: messenger RNA, 3234 nt
Organism: Gloeophyllum trabeum ATCC 11539
Lineage: Eukaryota; Fungi; Basidiomycota; Agaricomycetes; Gloeophyllales; Gloeophyllaceae
Exons: 19
Biological process (GO): protein deubiquitination; regulation of protein stability
Cellular component (GO): nucleus; cytosol
Molecular function (GO): cysteine-type deubiquitinase activity; protein binding; cysteine-type endopeptidase activity
Source: RefSeq, a predicted model, not a curated record